Molecule: messenger RNA, 515 nt
Organism: Prionailurus viverrinus (fishing cat)
Lineage: Eukaryota; Metazoa; Chordata; Mammalia; Carnivora; Felidae
Gene: GNG12
Product: G protein subunit gamma 12
Exons: 3
Coding region: 173-391 (72 amino acids)
Biological process (GO): G protein-coupled receptor signaling pathway
Cellular component (GO): heterotrimeric G-protein complex
Molecular function (GO): G-protein beta-subunit binding
Source: RefSeq, a predicted model, not a curated record
GCGGCUGCAAGUGAAAUGGCAGAUGCAUGUGUCACUCCGUCAGACGGGAACAGGAAGACAUCCUGUUGAUGCCAAGCCGUUUUGAGUUCAGUUCAAAGAACUGAUCCCUUCAAAAAGUGUGCACCGUCCUCCUCUCCCCUGACGCAGUUUCAGGUAAAAACAAUACCUGACAAUGUCGAGCAAAACAGCAAGCACCAACAACAUCGCCCAGGCAAGGAGAACUGUGCAGCAGUUGAGAAUGGAAGCCUCCAUUGAGAGAAUAAAGGUCUCAAAGGCAUCGGCGGACCUCAUGUCCUACUGUGAGGAGCACGCCAGGAGCGACCCUUUGCUGAUCGGGAUACCAACCUCAGAAAACCCUUUCAAGGAUAAAAAAACUUGCAUCAUCUUAUAGAGGAACAUGGAAACCGUCCCUCGCCUCUUCUCAACAAAGCAAAUUAUGAGCAGCUCCUUGGAAGACAUUUACCUUCAGCUUAUUUGGUAACCACUGCUAAUAACUAAAAUACUCUAACUUGGAA